Cololabis saira (Pacific saury) is the source of this 2507-nucleotide messenger RNA. Its product is annotated as tetraspanin-8-like. The transcript has 9 exons. The coding region runs from base 134 to 925 and encodes 263 amino acids. NCBI's taxonomy places the organism in Eukaryota, Metazoa, Chordata, Actinopteri, Beloniformes, Belonidae. The record is from RefSeq and is a predicted model, not a curated record. Gene Ontology annotation, cellular component: membrane.
AGUGAUUUCUCCACAGGACGGGUCCGUCUCUCCACCCCACAUCAUCUAGUCUCGGAUGUCUCCUCGCAGCGCUCGCUUCGCGACUAACAGAAAGCUUUAAACGGAGUAUUGAGUCGCUGCAAGUGUGAGAAACAUGGGGAAAGUAAACAUCUGGCUGAGACGGAGCUUCAUGGGCGUGACAAGUGUUAUGGCGAUCGUCAGUUUGCUGCUGUUGGGAAUGACUCUGUUUGGCCAUGGACUCAUGUACAGAGAUGAGGAGGUAGAAGAAGCUACCAAAGGCCUACAUUUCCUGUAUGGUAUUUCUGUUGUAAUUCUCUUCUUUGCCAUCCUUGGUGGGUUUGGUGCUUACAAAGAGAAGAAGUGGGCACUAAUAGUGUUCGCAGCCGCUAUGAUCCUCAGCUCUCUGUUCGUGAUUGUAACUGGAAGUUUUGGACUGGCUGCGAAACAUCAGAUCGGAGACGAAAUAAAAAAACAAUACCUCAACCUCUUGCCGCUCCCUAACUCUACUGAAAACGUGUUAGAUGCCUUCAGUGAAGCACAGAUCGAAUUUCAGUGCUGCGGGUUGGAGCAGGGCUACACCGACUGGGGUGACAGCAUCCCAGAAUCCUGCCUGUGUACUGAAGGGUCCACUAAUGCCUGUGUGGCUGCUCCUAGAAACAGUAACCUCCGAAAGGAUGCAACAGAUGACCAACCAGUCUUGAUUUUUGCCAAGGCUUGCCUCCCGUACUUCAUUGAGCACGACAUCAGUUUCAUACAAAUCGUCUUUGGCACGAUGCUGGGAUACACGUUACUGUGGGUGUUGUCAGUCGUGCUGUGUAUCGCCAUCCUGUGUCAACUGAACGUGAAGGAGGAAACCCCGACGGUGGUCUACAGCAAAGAGGCAAAGGCGGGCAAUUAUACUUCCCUCACAGAGACUCUGAACUGAUGCAACACGCUUGUUUGUUCUGUUUUUUCUGUUUUAUUUGCUACUAUUCCCAACGGGAACUGUAAAACUAUUAUACCUUAUCCAACGAGUUAAAGUCCGUUUUAAAGACGUGACGUGAGACUUCCAUUGGAUAUUUAUGUCUUUAUUUCAUUUUUAACCAGUAAUUUUUUAUUCUUUACUCUCCAGAGGAAGCUUUAUUUUUAGCUCCACAACUGUGAACCAUGCAUUUCUUUUAUUUGUGAUAUCAUUUCUUUCCGUUUUUCUGUUCUCUGAAUUUAACUUUCUCUUGGUUUCGUAUUUUAGCUUCUAUUUUAUGACACCAGCACUGACAAGCAGGGAAUUGUGAUCUUUUAUGCAAAUUGCAAAAUGUGCAAAUUGCCUUGCAGCUUUAAUGUAUCUGAAUGACUAAAUUUCAUAGUUUUUUUAAUGCAUUUUUUUGAUUUACUAUGAAUAAAUAAAUAAAUUAAAUUUAUAUUGUAUUAAAGCUAUACAUUUUGUUAAAAAUGAUUUUGCCUUGUUUUUAUACAUUUGCUCCAAAUCUUUCACAUUUUUGUAACUUUUAUUAACAAUCAGCCGACUGGUGUGUUUGUUUAUUAGCAGCCUGAACAAAUCCAAAUCUGAAAUGAUAAUCCGUGCACCGUCCACAAAUUCACUACUCUCUCGACACCUUUGUGGCAAAAAUGUACAUGGACAAAAAACUAAAACUGCUAUUAAAUCAUAUUUUUCACAGCUUUUGUUUUCAUAAAUCUCUUAAACACCUUCAAGAUUGAAGAUUAAAACUACCCAACAUUCAAUCAAUGUCAGGAUUUCAAGCUUUUAAAUUUCAGUUUGACUGUUUUGAAAUAUUUUAUAUAUCCCCCCAAAAAAUCCUCAAAAUGCAUUAUUUUUACAAGUGGUAAGGGAACUGACAAAAUGACAAAAAAAUUAAAACAGUAUGUUUUAUGUAGCGCCAGAUACUCAUUUUAGACAUUUUAGUUGAACUAACACCACGAAAUAAUCGCUUUUUUAUUGAAAGCUUUGAUUUCUAUAUUAAAAUGAAAAACAUUUCCAAUUUUGUAUUUAACAAUUUCUAAAUGAUUAUUUUUGCGUUCAUGAUGAAAUGACAAAAAAAUGAGGUAAGCAUUUAAUUUUGAAGAAAAGUGGGAACGUUUGACAUUUUUACAGUAUUCUCACAGAUUCAACCAUAUUCACAUUGUAGGCAGUUUAUAUUGUGGGGCUGUUUGUUUGAGUGAAAUCAUUUUUAAAUCCAACUCUGAUUUAUCAGUGUGAAUAUUUAUUAGCAAAAAUUAACAAGAAACCCAACAGAGCGUAUGAAAUAUUAACAAUUUGAAGGAAAUAUCCAGGAACAAAAAUAUUGCAAAAAUUCAUGCCAUAAACUGCAGCACAGUGAAAAAUAAGAUGAAAAAAAUAAUAAAAUAAAAUGAAAAAAAAAACAUUCAAAAAUGUGUGAAGGGGGGCAUAAGAACUAAAUCUGCUUUUGUGUGAUCACAGCCUUGUCUCACUGCUUUAUGUACAGCAUUUCUCUUGUGUUCAACAAUGUUACAAUUGUCUGAAAUAAAGAUAAUUCUAAUAUAUCAAACUG